CUCAGGGAGCGGAGCGCCUGAGAUCCAACGCGCGGAUCUGGCGACUCUUCCUCCAGCCCCUGUUCGGGCGCGCCUCGCUUCAGACCCGGCGCUGGAAUUCAUUAAAUACUACUAAGGAAUACAGGCACCAUGUUCUACACACAUGUGCUUAUGAGUAAGCGAGGGCCAUUGGCCAAAAUCUGGCUUGCAGCUCACUGGGAGAAGAAACUCACAAAGGCCCAUGUAUUUGAAUGUAAUCUAGAAAUAACCAUUGAAAAAAUUCUUUCACCUAAGGUGAAAAUUGCACUUCGAACUUCAGGACACCUUCUUUUGGGAGUUGUUCGAAUCUAUAAUAGGAAGGCAAAAUAUCUUUUGGCAGAUUGCAGUGAAGCAUUGCUUAAAAUGAAGAUGACAUUUCGCCCAGGACUGGUUGACCUUCCAAAAGAGAAUCUCGAAGCAGCUUACAAUGCGAUCACAUUGCCAGAAGAAUUUCAUGAUUUUGAUCCCCAAAAUGUGAAUGCUAUUGAUGUUUCAGAACACUUUACUCAGAACCAAAGCAAACCAGAAGAAAUCACACUUAGAGAAGAUUAUGACAAUGAUCUACUUUUCCACGCUGGGAACUUUGAGGAGGAACCUGAAAUUCUCAGAAGACAUAGCUUCUUUGAUGACAACAUAUUGCUAAAUUCCAGUGGUCCUUUAGUUGAACAAAGUUCUGGAAGCCUCAUUGGAGAAAUAUUUCUGUUCUAUGACAGUGGAGAUGGAUUUGGAGAUGAAGGGGCUGCAGGAGAAAUGAUUGACAAUCUAUUGCAAGAUCAGAAUAUCCUGUUAGAAGACAUGCAUUUAAAUAGAGAAAUUUCCGUGCUUCCUGAGCCUCCCGAUACUAUAGUGGUAGAACCAGAUAAUCCAGAGUGUGUAUGUCCACCUGAAAAUGAAAAGAUGGAUGAAACCACAUUAUCAAAUGAAGAGGAAGGAUUUACCCUUGACCCAAUUGAUACUUCAGACAUUGCCAAAAAAAGAAAAGGCAAAAAGAGGAAAUUGCUCAUAGAUCCAGUCAAGGAGAUCAGUAGCAAAAUUAUGCAUAGACAGCUUACUUCCUUUACGGACACACUCAUGGUUUUGGAACUUGCACCUCCUACCCAAAGGUUGAUGAUGUGGAAGCAGAGGGGAGGGGCAGACACACUUCUGUCAACUGCUGCCCAGGAUCUGACUCAUGCUGAACUGAAAAUGUUGUUUACAAAAUGCUUUGUGUCCUCUGGCUUUAAACUUGGAAGAAAAUUGAUGCAGAAGGAGUCAGUAAGGGAAGAAAUGGGAAGCAAAAACAUAGUAGAGACCUCCAUGAUGGAAGAGCCAAAUUCCCUGCAAGAGUUAAGUCAAUCCAAAACUUGGAAGGAAGCGACUGAUGGAUCUAAGUGUAGCUAUCGUGAGGAUACCAAUAAAAAUAUUAACUCUGAUGAUAUUGCUGAAAUGGUAUCUUCAGCUGCUGAGGAAUCAUCUUUAAUGAAUGCCAUCUUAGCACAAGAAAUUGAAAAUUGUCCAAUUGAAUUGGAGUCAUUGGGGAAUGAACAAAAUAUUGAGGCAGAGAGAUGGAAUCGGAGAAUACGUCAGAUGUUAAAUAGCUUGCGGGAAUCCAACAAGAUGGGAAUGCAGUACUUUAGUCUGAUGAAGCUCUGCAGAAAUAAUGACCGAAAACAAGCUGCAGCCAAAUUUUAUAGCUUUCUUGUCCUAAAAAAACAGCGAGCUAUUGAGCUGAGCCAGAGUGCUCCCUAUGCAGAUAUUAUAGCUACAGUGGGACCAAUGUUCCAUAAAAUGUGA
Molecule: messenger RNA, 1791 nt
Organism: Balaenoptera musculus (blue whale)
Lineage: Eukaryota; Metazoa; Chordata; Mammalia; Artiodactyla; Balaenopteridae
Gene: RAD21L1
Product: RAD21 cohesin complex component like 1
Exons: 14
Coding region: 130-1791 (553 amino acids)
Biological process (GO): mitotic sister chromatid cohesion; synaptonemal complex assembly; replication-born double-strand break repair via sister chromatid exchange
Cellular component (GO): cohesin complex; synaptonemal complex
Molecular function (GO): chromatin binding; protein binding
Source: RefSeq, a predicted model, not a curated record